This is a messenger RNA of Cygnus olor (mute swan), 3452 nucleotides long. It is a transcript of the gene DOC2B, whose product is annotated as double C2 domain beta. The transcript has 10 exons. Gene Ontology annotation, cellular component: membrane. Lineage: Eukaryota; Metazoa; Chordata; Aves; Anseriformes; Anatidae. The record is from RefSeq and is a predicted model, not a curated record. The coding region runs from base 1789 to 3009 and encodes 406 amino acids.
AGCAUUUGAAGUAAUGACGCUGGUGUAACGGCAGUAACGACAUUAGGCUCUCGCACGUAACUCGAUUUUAUUUAUUUAUUUAUUUGCCCUUUCCUUAAGAGGGAAUUGCUGUUAUUUUCUGGGCACCAGGCCCGGUUUCUGCUUCGUUCUGCCCGAGCCCUUGCCGCGGCCUGGAUGCGGCGCCCGAAGCCGGGCCUCGCCGUGCCACCAGCCCCGUGGCUGCUUCCAUCUCCACUUCCAUCCACACUGAAACUCUCGGAGUCCUGGGACAUGGGAAGGGGGCUCAACAUCUCGGGACCUUGCUUGGGGCUGGCUGCACAGAGCAGCACAGCUCACCUCCACGUGACGGGCAGGGGCUGCCCUGAAAUUGAAAACACGCAGAGGGAUGGAGUAGAGGCCAAGCCUGCGGGUCAUUAGAGCAUCUGUGGGCAUCGUGUCUAGGUACAGAGCGAUGACAAGUUUGGAUGUUUCAGGAGAGAAAUGUUUGCUUCCCGGCGAGAAAUAAAUUGGGUUAGUUUGCCUAGUGUCAGUGUGUUAUGAGUCAGGGGAGUUCAUUAACAUUUACCAAAAUCUGAAUGAAAAACUGAAUUUUUCAUUAGACAAAGAGGUUGUGCGUCAUUUCGCUGGUUUUGGGGGAAUCUCUCCAAUGAGUGGAGUGUUAUGUUUGAGACAUCAGCAUGCCAGGCUGCAGGAACUGCAGUUCUGCCUGUCUUGGUGUGGGCUCUGUGUGCUGUCAGGUUGGCUCGACGUGGCCGAGGUACACGGCGUGUCCAGCAUCUCGCCAGCGGCCCCAAGCCAGCAGCAGGAUGUGGUGCUGGAGCUGCCCACAACACACAGGGUGAGGCUGUGCUCAGCAUCUUGCACCGUGUUCUCGCUGUGGUGCUCCUUUUGGCAGUCCUGGCUGAAAAAUCCACUCCUCCCAUCGCAUGGGAGCACAGAGGUAUUGGUCUGAGCCCAGGGGGAGGUCAAGUGGAAGCCCCAUUUGGAGACGCCUCCCUGUGCAUGCCACAGGGGUCCCGUUUCCCUGCUGCUGGACUCACCAGGCAGCCUGUCCCUGUCCCUAUCUCUCUUUGGGGAGUGUUGUAGCCCCAGCCCAUUGCUUGCUGCUCCGUGAUGCUUUGCCUGCUGCCUUGCUCCACGCCAGCAGCUGAAAGCCGGUUUGGAGAGAUCAUACCCAGCGUGCCAUGAGCGAGUGCCACACGCUGCCGCGGCCCCGGCUGGUGAUGGCCGCAGGACACAAAACUGGGCUGCGUGCUCAGCGUGCUGCACAGCACCACCACGGCAUGGCCGGGGGGCACGGGGACAACGCGGUCCCCAGGGCAGCUCCGCUCCCCAACCCGCAGCACCGGGGCCGCACGGUGACCUUCCUCCUCCGAGGGGCCCGGGGGCACCGAGCUGUAACGAGGAGCCGGCGGGAGAAGCGGUGAGGGUCUGGCUGCUCCCCGCUUGUGCCUUGGCCUCGGGGGCCAAGCCGGGGAAGGGGCCGAGGCUGGCCACAGCCCUCAUUCCUCUGCUGCUGGUGCCGCUUUGUUGCUAGCUGGUGACAUCACCCGAGAGCCCACCCCCUGCCUCCCCGCCGCCGCUCCGUCUCGCUCACUCGCUCGCAGGCAGCGCUGGCAGGAUCAGGGCUGCGCGAGCGGGCGGCAGCAGCAUGCGUGCGGCGGCUGAGGCUGAGGGCGCGAGACCCACGUAGGGUGCCCGGCCGAGCCUCCCCGCCGCCUGCCUCCUGCCCCCCGCCAGGACCGUCGCGGCUCCCUCCGGGGACGCUGGGCGCCGACAGCCGCAUGCAUGACACUCCGAAAAGGAGAGAAAAUGACCAUAAGUAUCCAGGAGCACAUGGCUAUUGACGUCUGCCCCGGCCCCAUCAAACCCAUCAAACAGAUCUCCGACUACUUCCCCCGCUUCCCUCGCGGGCUCCCCGCCGCCGUGGGCCGCAGCGGGGCCCUGCGCCCGGCCGUCAGCCAGCCCUCCGUCAGCCCCGCCGAGGCGCCCCGCGAGGAGGACGAGGACGUGGACCAGCUUUUCGGGGCGUAUGGCACGACACCCGCCCAGCAGCCGGCCAAGUGCCCCCCACCCGAGGAGGCGGUGGACCCCGAGGGCUACGAAUCUGACGACUGCACCGCGCUGGGGACGCUGGAUUUCAGCUUGCUCUACGACCAGGAGAACAACGCUCUGCACUGCACCAUCAACAAAGCCAAGCUGCCAAAACUUGACUACAGAAAGGGCCUGAAGCCGAUGGACCAUAAUGGUUUGGCCGACCCCUACGUCAAAUUGCACUUGCUUCCCGGAGCCAGCAAGGCGAAUAAACUACGAACCAAGACGCUGCGCAACACGCUGAACCCCACCUGGAACGAGACGCUCACCUACUACGGCAUCACCGACGAGGACAUGAUCCGCAAGACCCUGCGGAUCUCAGUGUGUGACGAGGACAAGUUCCGCCACAACGAGUUCAUCGGGGAGACGCGGAUCCCGCUGAAGAAACUGAAGCCCAACCAGACCAAAAACUUCAGCAUCUGCCUGGAGAAGCAGCUGCCGAUAGAUAAAACAGAGGACAAGUCGCUGGAGGAGCGUGGCCGGAUCCUCAUCUCCCUCAAGUACAGCUCGCAGAAGCAGGGCCUGCUGGUGGGCAUCAUCCGCUGCGCCCACCUGGCCGCCAUGGACGCCAACGGCUACUCCGACCCCUACGUCAAAACCUACUUGAAACCGGACGAGGACAAGAAGUCGAAGCACAAGACGGCAGUGAAGAAGAAAACACUGAACCCCGAAUUCAAUGAGGAGUUCUGCUAUGAGAUAAAGCACGGCGACCUGGCCAAAAAAACCUUGGAAGUCACCGUGUGGGACUACGACAUCGGGAAAUCGAAUGACUUCAUAGGUGGAGUCGUGCUGGGAAUUAAUGCCAAAGGCGAGAGGCUGAAGCACUGGUUCGACUGCCUGAAAAACAAGGACAAGAAAAUCGAGCGCUGGCACACACUAACGAACGAGCUGCCAGGGGCCGUCCUCAGCGACUGAGUGCCCCGCGGACUGCUCGCCUCCACGGCAUCGGGUGGAGGGGACCGAGGCACUGCUGCAAGGGAGAGGGGACAUCCCGCACCGUGCCGCGGGGACACGCUUCCAAGGGAGCAAGGCAGAGGCCCCUCGCUGUGCUCAGCGGGUCCCGGCCCCUAAGGCUUUUCCAGAAUGCCUCUCAGCACCCUUACACGCACACACACAUGCUCAUGAGCAUGCAAAUGCAUGCACACACAUGUGCAUGCACACACACACACACACACACACACACACACACACACUCAACACACACCUGCAUGCACUACAGUUCUGACUCCUCUCCUAACUCGUCGCUGUACUGACUUACCUUCCUGCUGCCUUGCAAUUCAGUGGCAAAAAUGAAUGCAUCAGUCUUCGUUUGUGUAUCUAAUAUGAGCAAAAGGCGUCACUAAAACAUGGAACUAUUU